AGCCGACGCCAGUGACCGGGCAGGUGAUGUUUGCUCACGUAAGCCGCUCGCGUUUGAUGAGGGGCGCAGGGGACGCGGCUGGAGGGUGCGCGCUACUGUUGCAUCGCCUCACCGGAUAACCGCUGCUAUCUCAUCCUGUCCGUCUGUUCCUCCCCGGUUUUCUGUUCUCUCUUUUUUUAUUUUGCUCACCAACACACGGAUUUGCAGGAGUGGGAGUCUUUUGACGAUCGAAAUAAGUGGAUAAAGGACCAAACCGUGUGCGUGGAGUGCGUAUCGUUUCUUGUGAUUCCCUAUACGCGCAAGCCGCUUUUUUCAUUCCAGAGAGGCAAUGCGCCCACCCAUGCGAUGCUAGCCUAUUAGCUGGAGAGAGAGAGAGAGAGAGAGAGAGAGAGAGAGAGAGAGAGAGGUUUCAGCCCUGGAUUCGAGAGGAGGCUAAUUUACGAGUCUUGUUUUGCCUUUCAGGAAAAGGGGAGAUAAGAGGGGGAGGGUGGUUGGUGAAGGAGAAUGCAGCAAUCACAUUUUUAAGCAUGCAGAAGCGGGCCGUUUCCGGUUCCUAGGCUGGUGUGUCCCCCCAUCCGAGGCCAGCAGCCGUAUGGGGAAAGCAGCGGCAGACACAGAUGGCAUGGACACUUCCACAAGGUCUGCCGCUCUGCCCUGCCUGCUCUGCCGGAGCCCGUUCGCCGCCGUCUCUCUCUUCCAGCUCGCUCCGCCGCCCAGCAGCACUGCAGCACAGCACAGGCUGACGGCAUGAGGCUUGAUCCAGUGCAUUUCUCCAUGCUGGUCAUCGGGGUCUCCUUCGCCUGUUACGCCCCGAGUCUCAACUCCCUCCAGGACCAGGCGUACCGAUCAGCCGUGGUCAUCGAGGGCGAGGUGCGCUCCUCCCCGGAGAACGUCUCCUCCCGGGAGCCCUACAGUGUGAAUGUCAAAGUGCUGGACGUGUGGCCCGUCAACAGCGGCGGCCUCGAGAGGGAGCAGCUCGUGACCGUCGGGGACUUUGGUUCCGAGGCCCCGUGCACCACGGUGGAGAAGGACCACAGAUAUAUCUUUUUCAUGGACCCCACCGCUGAGCCCUUGGUAUUCAAGGCAUCGUACGCCCCUGUGGACGCCAGCGAGCCGGAGCUGAAGAAGGAUGUGGAAAGAGUGUUGUGCGAGGACUGCGCCUCUGCUCCUAGGCUUCGGCUAAUGCGAGGCCAGUCUCUGGUGGAAGGGGACAAGCUGUACUUGAAGUGCGAAGCGACGGGGAAUCCCAGCCCUUCCUUCCGCUGGUACAAAGAUGGACAUGAGCUUCAGAGAGGCAGAGACCUCAAGAUAAAGACCAACAAAAAAAACUCAAAGGUGCAGAUUAGUCGUGUCCGUGUGGAAGACUCGGGCAACUACACCUGUGUGGCUGAAAACUCACUAGGACAAGAAAAUGUCACGAGUAUUAUCAGCGUGCAGAUCUUGACCACCACCACCCCGUCUCCAGGUGUGAGUCAUGUGAGGCGCUGUAACGACUCGGAGAAGGCCUACUGUGUCAACGGAGCAGACUUGACCACCACCACCCCGUCUCCAGGUGUGAGUCAUGUGAAGCGCUGCAACGACUCGGAGAAGGCUUACUGCAUCAACGGAGGAGACUUGACCACCACCACCCCGUCUCCAGGUGUGACUCAUGUGAGGCGCUGCAACGACACAGAGAAGGCCUACUGCGUCAACGGAGGAGACUGUUACUUCAUUCAUGGUAUUAACCAGCUGUCCUGCAAGUGUCCCAAUGACUAUACGGGGGACCACUGUCAAAACUCCGUCAUGGCCGGUUUCUACAAGAUUCUCAGAAUUAAAUUAAUGGAGGCUGAGGAGCUCUACCAGAGGCGGGUGCUGACAAUCACGGGCAUCUGUGUGGCACUGCUGGUGGUUGGCAUCGUUUGUGUGGUGGCCUACUGCAAAACCAAGAAGCAGAGGAAGAAGAUGCACAGUCACCUACACCAGAACCAGAAUCAGUGUGUGGAGCAACCCAACCGCAUGCUGGCCAAUGGACCCAACCACCCUGGUCCCGGUCCCGAGGAGAUCCCCAUGGUUGACUACAUUUCCAAAAGCGUCCCAACGACAGAGUGUGUGAUCAGCCAUGGAGCUGAGGGUGCAGGCAACUACGCAGGCAGCCGAAUGUCUACCCGCUCCCACCACUCUACCACUGCCUCACAUGCUUCCAGACACGAGGAGCAGACGUGGAGCAUGGAGCGAACAGAGAGUAUGAACUCAGACUGCCAGUCAGGUGGGCUGUCCAGCUCUGUAGGAACCAGUAAGUGCAGCAGCCCGGCAUGCAUGGCGAGGAGGGCCGCCCACUGGGGCUGUGCGGACAUGUCCGGACCGGGAAUGCAGUACGGGGAUUCAUACGACUCUCUAAGAGACUCGCCUCACAGUGACAGGUACGUGUCGGCGCUGACCACGCCAGCACGGCUGUCCCCGGUGGAGUUCCACUACCCCCCGUUGCCACCCCAGGUGCCCACCUUCCAGAUCACCUCGCCCAACACAAGCCACGCCCUCUCCCUGCCCCCCGCUGCUGCCGCCUACCACAGAGACGACGACCAGCCACUGCUACGAUGCCCAGAUGACGGAAGUUUAUACAGACAGCCCCGGCGUCCGCGGCGACCCUACCUGACGGAGAGCACAGGAAGUCUACCGUCCAGCCCCUACCGUCUCCCAGAUGACGAGGCCUACGAGACCACGCAAGAGUACGCCUCUUCACGGGAACCCAUCCGGAGCCGGCGCCGCCCGAGACGCAAUCGCCUCAAUGGACACAUCUCCCAGCGUUCGACAGGCCUACGGGACUACAGCUCACAGAGCUUCAGCCAGUCAGAGGAGGAGGAGGAAGAGGAGGAGGAAGAGGAUGCUCACGGGGAGAGCACGCCUUUCCUUAGUAUGCAGAACAUGAACAUGGACCCACCUUUAACCGUUCCGGGUUACCGCUCGUCAUCCGGUGCGGACACACGGACUCACCGCGGGCUGAGUCGGCCGGGGACACGCAGCAACGGGCAGAGCCGCGGCUCCCAGUCGCAGCGCUCCAAGGCUGACAACAUGCCCCUUUAAGACUUAACCCCCUCCCCCCCGCCACCACCCACCCCUCCACCUCACACACUCCCCUUCCUCCUACACACAACCAGUGGACUAGAGACCUGCACCUAGGAGAAAUAUUUUUAUUUUGUAUAACAGACAGAUAUUCUAAACAAAUGAAAUAUUUAUUUUCAUUUCAGCAAAAAUUGUCUACUAGCUAACAGCAAAGACUUUUUUUAUAAC
Molecule: messenger RNA, 3267 nt
Organism: Epinephelus lanceolatus (giant grouper)
Lineage: Eukaryota; Metazoa; Chordata; Actinopteri; Perciformes; Serranidae
Gene: nrg2b
Product: neuregulin 2b
Biological process (GO): intracellular signal transduction; animal organ development; nervous system development
Molecular function (GO): signaling receptor binding
Source: RefSeq, a predicted model, not a curated record